Molecule: messenger RNA, 1147 nt
Organism: Phragmites australis (common reed)
Lineage: Eukaryota; Viridiplantae; Streptophyta; Magnoliopsida; Poales; Poaceae
Exons: 7
Coding region: 91-954 (287 amino acids)
Biological process (GO): translation
Cellular component (GO): ribosome
Molecular function (GO): structural constituent of ribosome
Source: RefSeq, a predicted model, not a curated record
ACGCAGAUCGGCAGCUCCGCUCCGCUCCGCUCCCUUCCGUCUCCGCCGCUUCGCCUCGCUUACCGCCGCCCCGCUUCCCCACGCCGGCCGAUGCGGGCCCUCGCGCGCGCCGCCUCCCUCCUCCGCCACGCUGCGGCGCGCACGCACCCGGCGCCCGGCGCCGCCGGUCCGCGCCCCUCCAAGAAUUUGCCAGCUCUCUGUUUCAAUGGGUAUUCUACUCUUUUGGCUCCGGCAAAUGAAGUCCUGAUUCCACCAGAACUUCUAUCUAGCAAGACUGUUUGGACACCAGACCGGGAGCUCGGCCAGUAUGAAGACCUGGUAGCUAGGGUGACAAACUUCCAUAAUGAGGACAAGGGCUUCAUGGUUUUGGAUGGUGAUGUCUUUGAUGUUCCAAUCAGGAAGGAUAUUGUUCACCGAGUAGUAAGGUGGCAGCUUGCUAAAAGACAGCAGGGCACACACUCAACUAAAACUAUCAGUGAAGUGAGUGGCACAGGAAGAAAGCCUUACAAGCAAAAAGGAACUGGACGAGCACGGCAUGGAACGUUGCGUGGUCCUCAGUUUCGUGGUGGUGCAACCAUGCAUGGGCCUAAACCACGAAGCCAUGCAAUCAAGCUGCAAAAGAAAGUACGGCGACUGGGACUUAAGAUAGCCUUGUCUGCUCGAACUGCUGAGGGGAAGCUCUUGAUCUUUGAGGACUUAGAAGUCCCUAGCCACAAGACAAAGAACAUUGUGCAGUACAUUAGCCAGAUGGACGAUACAAAGAAGGUUUUAUUGGUGGAUGGAGGAGACAUCGAUAAGAAAUUAAAGCUGGCUACUCAAAAUCUUCACUAUGUGAAUGUCCUUCCUUCCAUUGGUCUCAAUGUUUACAGCAUCCUCCAGCAUGACACCCUUGUAAUGACUCGAGCCGCUAUCAACAGAAUUGUCGAGCGGAUGCACACCCCCAUCAACCGCUAGCAAGGAGGAAUCUGAGUCUGAGACUAGUGUUUGUAGCAACUAGCAACUGUGCUUUACCCCUAAAGCUACAUAUUCAUGCCCUUCAGUUCUUUAUUUUCUGGUAGAAGGCAGUAGCUGCAACAUCAGUUUUUCCCCUUCUUGAAAUGCCACCCGUGCAUCGCUUGGAUUUGGAAUAAAAUUAAUUUUGGUGAAA